AUGAAGCUGCGACCUCCUCCCGCCAUGUCGUCCCUCCCGUGGCGCUACGGGUGGGCCGCGCGGCUGGACGAGCGGGAGCGGGCGAUUGCCGAACGCGAGGCCAGCCUCGACAAACGCGCCCAGUGGCUCGACCAACAACAGGCGCGCGUGUUCAGGAUGAGCGUCCAGCGCUAUCACGCGCUGCAGGCGUUGGACGACCAGGCCGUGCUGCGAAUGCAGGCCAUCUUAACCCUGUGGGCGCGUACGGAUGCAGUGAUUCGCAUGAAGAGCUGCGAUGACGAAGCCAUCGUGAAGAUGAGGCGUCGCGCGUCGGCGUUGAAGGAGAUCGUGAUCUCCGAGCAGAGCUACAUCCGCUCCCUCCAAGUCCUCCUCAUGGAGUUUCUGGUGCCCAUCGUAGAGGGCGGGGUGCUGAAGGACGACGAACACAUGGGCGUCUCGUUCAUCAUCGGGCAGGUGCUGAGUGUCAACAAACAGUUCCACGUCGCCAUGCAGAAGAAGUAUGCCCAGUGGCCAACCAAGCACUCGUUCGCCGAGGUGUUCCUCGAGCAUAUCCCGCUGAUGAAGAAGGCCUACGCCAACUACAUCGCCGUGUUCGACCACAUCACCUCCGUGCUGCUCGAUCACUCCAACAAGAAGAAGUCGCCCCUCAGCGCCUUCCUGGAAGAGAAAAUGACGAAGGGCGGGCUCGACCUCAAGGCCUACCUCAUCAUGCCCGUUCAGCGACUGCCCCGCUACGAAAUCCUCCUCACCGAGUUGAUCAAAAACACGUUCCCGGAGCAUUCCGACUACGAACAGCUGCAGAAGGCGCUGGCCAAGGUGAAGAAGAUGAACAGCUACGUGGACCUGAAGAAGAGGGAGAUCGACAUCAAGAAGGAGUUCCUGCAGAUCCAGCAGCGGCAGGAGAAGAAGGUCGACCACUACAUCAAGCAGGGCAAGGACAUGACCCUCACCACCUUCAGCGACCUCCGCGAGCUCCUCACCAACAAAAAGGUUCGAGCCAAUCCUUUCAAUGAGAAAUUGGUCAUACAUUCAAGGAAUUGA
Messenger RNA from Acanthamoeba castellanii str. Neff, 1041 nucleotides. RefSeq names its product RhoGEF domain containing protein. Gene Ontology annotation, molecular function: guanyl-nucleotide exchange factor activity. The transcript is spliced from 9 exons. Bases 1 to 1041 code for a protein of 346 amino acids. The record is from RefSeq and is a predicted model, not a curated record. NCBI's taxonomy places the organism in Eukaryota, Discosea, Longamoebia, Acanthamoebidae.